AACCAGAGACACUUGCAAUUGGUAUUCCCAGACGAAAGCAACUUGCACUUGAAAUGAAAGUUUUCAUCACGAUCUUGUUCCUGGGCUUGUGUCUCAGUGGUAUCCAAGCGGAGGAGAAGUUGGAGAGCAUUGCCGAUCUCCUGAAGGAUAAUGCCAAGGGCGUAGAGACGGCCAAUGUACUCCUGACCAGGAUUGCAGCAGUCAGCGAGGAGACGCAGCUUGGCUUGGCCGAGCAAAAAGAGGCCCUAAAAGCUCUGAGCCUCGUGGAGGGUCUGCUGUCCAAGCUGACCCUCGCCCUGGAGGCAAGUUCCCAGAAUCUGUUGGCCACCCUCUUGAACACCUCCAAGCAGGGCGAGGAGUAUGGCAAUCGCACCGAGGCAGAGUUUCUCGAACUGGCCCGCCUGCAGGAGGGCACUAAGGAGCUGAUCAAUGUACUGGAGGCCAAAUUGGAUGCUUACCAGCGGCAUGUGCUCCAUAGUUCCCGGAACAUUGACAAGAGCAUCGACGGACUAAGCAAACUGAUCACAAGGACGGUGCUGCCACAACUUAAUGGGCUGAAGUGCACCUUCGAUAGCUUGGAAACGUCGCAGAUCAACGUGGAGGUGGAGCUGAAGAGCCUGGCCGGAGUCAAAGAACUUGGUGAGAACUCCAACUACAAGCUGGACGUGCUGGAGGAUCAACUGAAGCAGCUGAAUCGCACUCAAGAACAGCGCCUGGACAAUCUGAUCGAUGCGGUGAAGCAUUUGCAGCCCCAUAGCUCCUGGAAAGUGGAGGCAGCGCUGCGCGAACUGAUCAUCUCCCAAAAACGCAUCGAACUGGAUCUGGAUGAGUGCAGUCGACACCAGCCCGCUCCGCAAUACGGCUACCAGGAUGAGUCGUAUCUGCCCAUCUAUGGAGAGGAGGUUCCAGAGCCGCAGUAUGCCCAGCCCAAGCCCAAGCAAGUGGAUCUGGAGCAGGUGUGGAGCAUCAAGGAGCCGCCAAAGCAUGGAGAGUACUCUGGGGUCCACAGAGUGUCUGCCUAUGCCCAGUCGCCUGAACCCAAGGAGAACCAACAGAGGUCCAGUGCCGUGUCCUGGCGGCCAUUGCUGCCCUGGGAGAACGUGUCCCCGUACCAGUCUGCUCCGGUGCACCACCACCAGCCAUGGAAGCCAGCUCCCGUCUACGGUCCCACCUCCCAACCCAAGCAAAAUCCAUGCCCCAAAGAAGAACAGUCCGCUCCGGCAACCUAUGUACCUUCGUCAUCCGUUCACCAGUCUCCCAAUCCCGAUGCCUUCAAGCCACCUGUAGAAUACAAGCCGAAAUCUAACCAACAGCAAUCCCACAAACCCCAACCCAACCCCGAGCAAUCCCAAAAACCACAGUCCUACAAUCCUCAAUCAUCCUACAAACCCCAAUCUUACCAGGAGCAAACCCACAAGCCUCAAUCGUACCAGCAGCAAACCUACAAGCCAGAACCCAUCCAACCAGGAGAGUCUUACAGGAUUUGGUACGGAGAUACUUCGCUACCCCAAGGAUAUUGAAGAUAUUUGAAACUGGCGCAAAGCGUUUUCCCCAAAUCGACACAACAUUUAGAAACAAAUUUUUAUAUAUUCACAUAGAAAAUUGUAUUAUCCUUUUUAGUAAAUUUGUAUAUGAUUUAAAAAUUAAAUAACUAUGCAAAAAUA
Messenger RNA from Drosophila biarmipes, 1664 nucleotides. RefSeq lists its product as uncharacterized. Lineage: Eukaryota; Metazoa; Arthropoda; Insecta; Diptera; Drosophilidae. The transcript is spliced from 2 exons. The record is from RefSeq and is a predicted model, not a curated record. The coding region runs from base 54 to 1520 and encodes 488 amino acids.